AGACAUUCGACGACAGCAUCCCCACCGACCCAUCCUAUACGCCAUUGCGAGGUAGAUUCCUCUGGCGGACGGAUCAAUUGCUUCUGCCCGCAAUGUUGCAACCAAGGUUACUCUUGCGGCAGUCCUCGAGGGCGACAUGCAGAUAUCUCUCUGUCCGGCAGUCUCUACCCCGUACCUAUGCAACAGUCGUCGAGAAUGUGGAAGUCGCAGCUCCUCCUCCUCCUGUAGAGACAGCUGGCUUUGCGCCACCUGUCACCACCGACGAUAGCAAUGCCGCCUUCAUGAUGCGGACGUAUAAGCCUCGAACCCCCGGUGUACGGCAUCUCAAAAGACCAAUCAACGACCACCUGUGGAAAGGGCGGCCCUUUCUUCCACUGACAUUCUCAAAGAAGGGCCAUGGGAAAGGAGGAAGAAACAAUAGCGGUCGAGUCACCGUCAGACAUCGAGGUGGUGGUCACAAGAGGAGAAUAAGAAUUGUUGAUUUCGACCGGAUGACCCCCGGAAAACACACCGUCGAGAGAAUUGAGCACGAUCCUGGACGAAGCGCGCAUAUCGCCUUGCUCAAUGAAGAGGCUACAGGCCGAAAGAGCUACAUCAUAGCUGCUGAAGGCAUGAGGGCUGGGGAUACAGUGCAGAGCUACCGAGCUGGUAUUCCAAAGGAUCUAUUGGAGAGUAUGGGGGGUGUAGUAGAUCCUGGUGUGUUGGCUGCGAAGACUGCUUGGCGAGGCAACUGCUUGCCACUUCAUAUGAUUCCUGUUGGGACUCAGAUUUACAAUAUUGGCUCUACGAAGGGCAAGGGGGCUGUCUUCUGUAGAAGCGCUGGGACGUACGGCAUCGUCGUCUCGAAGGAUGAUGAUGGGAAAGGCGGCCAAAAAUACGUCACUGUACGCCUUCAAAGCGGAGAAGUUCGACAUGUCAGCAAAGACGCGUGUGCUACUGUUGGAGUUGCCAGCAAUCCCCAUUACCAGCAUCGGCAACUUGGUAAGGCUGGUCGGUCGAGAUGGCUGAAUAUUCGACCUACAGUCAGAGGUGUUGCCAUGAACGCCGCUGAUCAUCCCCACGGUGGUGGACGAGGAAAAUCCAAGGGUAAUGUCAAUCCAGUCAGUCCUUGGGGUAUGCCUGCCAAAGGUGGAUACAAGACCCGCCACGUCAGAAAACCAAACAAGUGGGUUGUGACACCGCGCGAGAGGAACCACGGAAAGCGGAGAGUGGCGUAGAGAGAGAACGUUGGCGGUUCAUUAAUCCGGAUAUGGGAUCUGCAGAGGAUCUAUCUCCCGGAGGUUGAUAGGGUGCAUUCAGUACAUUUUAGGGUCUCUCCCGUGUAUAAAUUAGAGAUAGCUAGACCAUGUGCCAAAAAGACUUGGUCCUUGUAGGAUUUCUGUAAGAAGCUUCACACAUUUCCAUAUACC
This is a messenger RNA of Amorphotheca resinae ATCC 22711, 1409 nucleotides long. RefSeq lists its product as hypothetical. The transcript has 3 exons. The coding region runs from base 93 to 1217 and encodes 374 amino acids. Gene Ontology annotation, molecular function: structural constituent of ribosome; RNA binding; transferase activity. The record is from RefSeq and is a predicted model, not a curated record. Gene Ontology annotation, cellular component: large ribosomal subunit; ribosome. NCBI's taxonomy places the organism in Eukaryota, Fungi, Ascomycota, Leotiomycetes, Helotiales, Amorphothecaceae. Gene Ontology annotation, biological process: cytoplasmic translation.